This is a messenger RNA of Pteronotus mesoamericanus, 1644 nucleotides long. Its product is annotated as suppressor of cytokine signaling 5-like. The record is from RefSeq and is a predicted model, not a curated record. Gene Ontology annotation, cellular component: phosphatidylinositol 3-kinase complex. Lineage: Eukaryota; Metazoa; Chordata; Mammalia; Chiroptera; Mormoopidae. Gene Ontology annotation, molecular function: 1-phosphatidylinositol-3-kinase regulator activity. Gene Ontology annotation, biological process: intracellular signal transduction; phosphatidylinositol phosphate biosynthetic process.
AUGAGGCUGCCCAGCGCGCCCCGAUCGAUCUUAAAAUCAAUGGAUAAAGUGGGGAAAAUGUGGAAUAAUUUCAAAUACAGUCAGAAUCUCUUCAAUCAUGAGGGAGGAAGCCGUACUGAAAAUGUGGACAUGAACUCCAACAGAUGUUCAUCUAUCAAAGAGAGAAACGUCAGUGUAGGAGACUCAGCUCCUCAGCAACAAAGCAGUCCCUUAAGAGAAAAUGUUGCCUUACAGCUGGGAUUAAGCCCUUCAAAGAAUUCUUCAAGAAGAAACCCAAAUUAUGCCACUGAAAUUCCUCAGAUUGCUGAAAUAAGCAUUGAAAAGGGUAAUGAUUCGUGUGUCACCCCAGGAACGAGACUGGCAAGAAGAGAUUCCUACUCUCGACAUGUUCCAUGGGGUGGGAAGAAGAAACAUUUCUGCUCUACAAAGACUCAAAGUUCAUUAGAUACUGAUAAAAAGUUUGGUAGAACUCAAAGUGGACUUCAAAGGAGAGAGAGGAGAUACGGCGUAAGCUCUGUGCAUGAUAUGGACAGCGUUUCCAGCAGAACUGUAGGAAGUCGCUCUCUGAGACAAAGGUUGCAGGAUACUGUGGGCCUGUGUUUUCCAAUGAGAACUUACAGCAAGCAGUCAAAGCCUCUUCUUUCUAAUAAAAGAAAAAUACACCUGUCUGAACUAAUGCUUGAGAAAUGCCCUUUUCCUGCUGGCACAGAUUUAGCCCAAAAGUGGCAUUUGAUUAAACAGCAUACAGCCCCUGUGAGCCCACAUUCAACAUUUUUUGAUACGUUUGAUCCAUCCUUGGUUUCUACAGAAGAUGAAGAAGAUAAACUUAGAGAGAGAAGGCGUCUUAGUAUUGAAGAAGGGGUUGACCCCCCUCUCGAUGCACAAAUACAUACAUUUGAAGCCACUGCACAGGUUAAUCUGUUAUAUAAACUGGGACCAAAGUUAGCUCCUGGAAUGACUGAAAUAAGUGGGGACAAUUCUUCAAUUCCACAAGCUAAUUGUAACUCAGAAGAGGACACAACCACAUUGUGUUUGCAGUCACGUAGGCAGAAGCAACGUCAGGUCUCUGGAGACAGCCAUGCCCAUGUUAGCAGACAGGGAGCUUGGAAAGUCCACACACAGAUUGAUUACAUACACUGCCUCGUGCCCGAUUUGCUUCAGAUUACAGGUAAUCCCUGUUACUGGAGAGUGAUGGACCAUUAUGAAGCAGAAGCCCUUCUUGAAGGGAAACCUGAAGGCACAUUUUUGCUCAGGAACUCUGCGCAAGAGGACUACCUCUUCUCUGUGAGCUUCCGUUGCUACAACAGAUCCCUGCAUGCCCAAAUUGAACAGUGGAAUCACAACUUUAGUUUUGAUGCUCAUGACCCAUGUGUAUUUCACUCCUCCACUGUAACAGGACUUUUGGAACAUUAUAAAGAUCCCAGUUCUUGCAUGUUUUUUGAACCAUUGCUUACUAUCUCACUAAAUAGGACUUUUCCUGUUAGUUUGCAAUAUAUUAGUGCAGUAAUCUGCAGAUGCACUACAUAUGAUGGAAUUGAUGGCCUUCCUUUACCAUCAAUGUUACAGGAUUUUUAAAAAGAGUAUCAUUAUAAACAAAAAGUUAGAGUUCGCUGGUUAGAACGAGAACCAGUCAAGGCAAAGUAA